Molecule: messenger RNA, 2370 nt
Organism: Trematosphaeria pertusa
Lineage: Eukaryota; Fungi; Ascomycota; Dothideomycetes; Pleosporales; Trematosphaeriaceae
Exons: 7
Coding region: 1-2370 (789 amino acids)
Molecular function (GO): ADP binding; protein binding
Source: RefSeq, a predicted model, not a curated record
AUGCAGAGGUGUGUGGACUGGGAGGUUGGGCGAGGUCCGAAUUUUGCUAUUAAUUUGUCUCGAGCGCUGGCCAAAAACAAGGGCAGUACGAACCCCCUUCGGUUGAACAAGAACUCCUCCAAGCAAACUAGCAAGAAGCCCCGAGACAUCGAAUCCCAGACUACUAUCCACAAAGAGAAGUUCGAUUUUCACGCCAACGAGGCCCGCAGAGAGCGAUACGAUGCCGAAAUCAUUGCCCUAGUAUCCCGUCCCACGGCGCUAAGUCUACCCUAUUCUACAGCACCAGCUAGAACCAUAUCCGACGCCGGACGUCGAUCACGGAAGACAGCAAGAAACCUGGUGAAUUUUCCGAGGAAGAUCAAAGGAGAGUUAGGCGAAUUCUUUGGCCGUACCGAUUCGCUCCAAGAGACCCAUGAAAUACUCAAUCCGCCUUUGGAUGGUUCGAACGCCUCGACGUCUUCUCUUUCUGAUUCCGAGCCGAUAGCAUGCGUGGUGCAUGGAAUGGGCGGUGUUGGUAAAACGAGGCUCGCACAGGAGUAUGCCCACCAGUAUUCCUCGGACUAUGAGUGGAUUUUUUGGGCGAGAGCGGAGAGCUCCACCGAACUCUUGAACUCGUACAACGCGUUUGCAAGGAAAAUAAAGAUCGAUGCAGCGGACCAGAAUACUAUCGAACGGGUGAGGGAUUGGUUCCAGACCACAGAGGAACGGUGGUUGCUCAUUUUCGACAACGUGGAGGAAUGGGAAGACAUCCAAAUUUACGUACCAGAAUCCACCAUAUGCUCUGGGUGUAUCCUCGUCACGACUCAGAAGCCUGGCGACGAGACCGGGUGGUCUGAACACAACGUCAAGCUGUGCCCAUUCGACACAACUCUGGGGUCGCGUCUCCUGCUUUCAAGCCUCAAAGUAGAAGGCUCAGAAGAGGAGAACAAGGAUCUGGCCGUGGAGAUUACCGAGAUCAUUUGGGGUCUUCCUCUAUAUCUGAACCAGGCUAGAGGCUUCAUAAACUUCUCAAAGAGUUCCUUGGAGGAGUAUCUCUCCCUGGUCCAGAAGACGAGCAGUAUUCCCAAGAACACUACCGCUGAUAAGAACCUCGGCUACGACAAACCUCCGAACGAAGCCUUCGACAUUACUUUGACACGUCUAACUGUGCACACGUUGGAUCUCCUUAACAUCCUAGCAUUUCUCAAUCCCGAGGGUGUGCCCGAAGAUAUGAUUUUCGUGGAAGAUCAGCCAGACGACGAGCUUGCCUUUCUGGACCCCUACGCGAAGUUGGAAAUGAUUGGCGACCUCGCAGAGUACCAGCUGGUAAAACGCGAAACCGCGGCAGGAGAUCCUUCUUUCAAUCGAGCUCUUAAACUUGUCACCGCGGUGUUGCCGAAACCGUCUCUUCUGCAGCAAGCGGACUAUAUCCUCUGGCCUUUGAUCGAGAAGUACCUUCCGCACAUCCAGAGUAUGGAGGUAGCUUACAGUCGAGCUAAGCCCAAGAUCGAUGGUUCCCUGGAGUUGGCCGAGAUGUGCGCUCAAUUCGGAAUGGACUUCUACGAUAGAGGUUUAAUCAAAGUAGGAGAGACGCUGAUGAGAACGGCGGAAAGUGUGCUGGACGCAAUAGGAUUCGAUCAAGCGAGUCCCAUUCGAACCAACAUCCAUAUCUGCAUCGGCAUGUACACCGAUACCCUCGGUAUCACCCGGCGCGACGAAGGUCUAGACCGGCGCAAGAAAGCUCUCGCGCUCCGCGAAUGCGCGUUGGAAGGUCGAAAUCCAUCGAUCGACGAGGGCAUCCUGCUUCAUAAUGCAGUCAUGGACCUCAGCUGCAGUUACCAACAGUUCAAUCGGUUUGACCAAGUCGAGAAGCUGUCUGAAAGAUUGUACCGGAAGGAAACUGCGAAAGCCGCCGAGUAUGCAGAGAAAGGAGCCGAUCUGAUGAAGGCUGCCGCAGCCGGAACGUUACUCACGACCGUAUACCGGUUCGAUUGGGCAACCUUCCUCUUUCAAGACGGCCGAGCUGAGGAAGCGAUUAAUGUUCAUCGAGAGAUUCUAGAAGUCAGGCUUACAAGAUGUGGGAAGACGAACGCUUUGACGCUGCAAAGUUAUCUGACACUGGGAAUCAUGUACUUCUUCCAAGGCGACUACACAGCGGCUGAGGAUAGCAUUCGGAGAGUUCUCAUCAACUGCCAGAAGGCCUACUGGCCCAAAGAGAACGCUGCAAGAGCGAAAUACUAUCUAUCCGAAGCCAAAGCCGUGCUGGACGAGCUCGUGCCCCUUCCGCAACAACGUGACUUGAUGAAUGGAAGGCUUGGGGAGGCGAAAGAAGCGGUGGCAUAUGACUACAUGGCUCCUUGGGGCUAUCGCGUCGUGGUCAAUCAAGAAUAG